Messenger RNA from Scedosporium apiospermum, 312 nucleotides. RefSeq lists its product as uncharacterized. The transcript has 2 exons. Bases 1 to 312 code for a protein of 103 amino acids. The record is from RefSeq and is a predicted model, not a curated record. Lineage: Eukaryota; Fungi; Ascomycota; Sordariomycetes; Microascales; Microascaceae.
AUGAAGCUCUCCACCGUCCUUCUCGCCGCUACUGCCCUCGUGGGUACCUCUUCCGCCUACAAGAUCAGCGUCUACAGCAAGGACAACUACCAGGGCACUCAGAAGUCGUGGUCCAGCAACGGCUCUCAUAGCGUUGGCUUCACCGUGAAGUCUUGGAUCUGGGAGUCCUCUCUUGGGGAUGGCUGCUGCGUUGCUUUCUGCAAGGGCAGCACCAACGUUGGCCGAUACUGCGGAAGUGCCAGGAAGCCUGUCUCCAGCGCUGGCGUCAACAAGGUUGUGACUGGUUGCGGAUCGGCUGUCCUCAACUGCUAA